Messenger RNA from Cladocopium goreaui, 1866 nucleotides. The record is from the annotation of a GenBank genome assembly. NCBI's taxonomy places the organism in Eukaryota, Dinophyceae, Suessiales, Symbiodiniaceae.
GCCUUUCAGAUGCCAAGAGCUCUGGAGAUUCCAUCACUGUGUUGUACGGCAGUGAGAGUGGCAAUGCCGAGGAGCAGGCUAAAAAUCUGAUGCAAGAUUUGAUUGCUCGUGGUUUGAAGGCGACGGUGAGCUCGCUGGAUGACUUUGAAUUUGAGGAGCUGCCCAAUCAGAAGAUCAUGAUUUUGGUCGUCUCCACCUGUGGAUUGGGAGAGUACCCAGCCAACUGCAAGCAGACUUGGCUGAAGCUGCAGUCGGCAGACUUGCCAAUGUCUUGGCUGUCAGGUGUGAAGUUCUGCGUCUUUGGCUUGGGCGACUCAACCUACAGCCAGUUCUGUGUGGCUGCAGCAGGCUUUGAUACGCGCUUGGGUGAGCUUGGUGGUCAGCGCAUGCUCAAGCGCGGUGUGGGAGACGACCGUGACGAGGAUCGCUACUACACUGGAUGGGAAGCCUGGUUGCCAGAGCUUUGGAAGGUCCUCGGAGCCCCAGCCCUGCCACUGAGCCAGGACAUUCCAGCCCCAUCCUACAGAGUUGAUGCCUCUCCAGGUACUCUGGGAAAGCCACCUGUGAGUGACGACGACAUCAUCCCACCUGGUGCCAACCGACUCACUUUGCUCAUGAACAACGUGCUGACUGGUGAUGCCAAGUAUGAUCGAGACAUUCGUCACUAUGAAUUUAAGAUCGAGGGCACCAAUGUAUCUUACAAGACUGGUGAAAGUCUGGCCAUCUGGCCGCGCAACCCAGAGGACAAGGUCUUGGAAUUCUGUCAAAUGAUGGGCUUUGACCCUGCGCAGAACCUGAGAGUCCUUCCUUUGGACGGAGCCCGCAACUGGUGCCCUACAGAGCUGAGUGUGCGACAGCUUUUCUCCCAUGUGCUUGAUAUUUUCGGAAAGCCGAACCGAAAGUUCUACCAGACUCUUGCGCUCUUUGCAAAGGACGAGGGAGAAAAGAAGCAGCUGCAAAGCAUUGUCGAGAAUAGCAAGGAGGGAGCCGCCCUCUAUCGCGACCUGACCCAAGACUUCUAUCACCAUGCAGAUGUGCUCAAGAAGUUUGCAAGCGCCCGACCUCCCAUCGAGCACUUGUUGCAGAUGAUGCCGGUGUUGAAACCCAGGAGCUACUCCAUUGCCAGCUCUCCUUUGAUGCAUCCGGACAAGAUCCAGCUCUGCGUGGUACUGGUUGACUGGACAGUGGAGACCACCAAGGAGCUUCGAUUGGGUGAAUGCACAGGCUACAUGCGACAGCAGAAGCCCGGAGCGCAGAUCAUGUGCCAAGUUCGCUCCAGUGCCAUUGUAUUGCCAAAGGAGCCUGAAAAGCCGGUGAUUAUGGCUGGCAUGGGUACUGGUUUGGCUCCAUGGCGGGCAGUCACCCAGGAGCGCGUGAUGCAAGCGAGACAGGGCAUCAAAGUUGGCAAGUGCAUGCUCUUCUUUGGAGCCCGAUACAAGCAGGAGUGGCUCUACCGGGAAGAAUUUGAGAAGUACGAGAAGGAAGGCGUUUUGCAGAUGCACACAGCCUUCUCCCGAGAGCAGGCGAGAAAGAUCUAUGUGCAGCACCGGAUCGUUGAGGCUGGCCCGGAUGUGGCCGAGAGGAUGCUGAACCAGGGAGGCCACUUCUACGUCUGCGGCUCUGCGCGACAAGUGCCGGAAGAUAUCUACACGGCGAUGAAGGAGGUCAUGAUGGCCAACCAAAGAUGUGGCGAGGAAGACGCGGAAGCGAUCCUGUCGAAUUUGAAGAUGGAGGGACGCUACACCGUGGAGGCUUGGUCGUGAGCCCGUGAGGCUUGGUCGUGAGGUGGGUCAGUGACAAAGGCUCACUCCAAGAAAUACAGCUGCUUGAAAAAUCUUUCAAGACUCGGGGCGAACUUUAAAGUCU